AUGCGUUCUUUUUUCAUUGUUUCUUUCUGUCUUUCUUAUUAUGUAUGUUUUACUGCUUUUAGUUUUCUUUCUGUAUUUCAUUCUUAUGAUGUAUUCGUUCUUUCUUUCUUUCAUGCCUUCUUUCAUUCUUUCAUUCCUUCUUUCAUUCUUUCUUUCUUUCGUUCUUUCUUUCUUUCUUUCUUUCUUUCUUUCAUUCUUUCAUUCUUUUCUUCUUUUCGUUCUUUUCUUUCUUUCUUUCUUUCUUUUUCUUUCUUUUUUCUUGCUUUUUUCCUUCUUUUCAUUCUUUCAUUCUUCUUUCUUUCUUUUUCAUUCUUUCUUUCUUUUCAUUCUUUUUUCUUUCUUUUUUUUCUUUUUCUUUCAUUCUUUUUCAUUCUUUUUUCUUUCGUUCUUUUCUUUCUUUCUUUUCUUUCUUUCAUUCCUUCUUUUCUUUCUUUCAUUCCUUCUUUCAUUCUUUCAUUCCUUCUUUCAUUCUUUCUUUCUUUCGUUCUUUCUUUCUUUCUUUCUUUUUUUCGUUCUUUCUUUCUUUCGUUCUUUCUUUCAUUCUUUCUUUCUUUCGUUCUUUCUUUCUUUCUUUCUUAUUAUGUAUAUUCUUUCCUUCUUUCUGUAUUUCAUUCUUAUUAUGUAUUUGUUUCUUCUUUCUUUCUUUUGUUCUUUCUUUCUUUCUUUCUUAUUAUGUAUGUUUUACUGCUUUCAUUUUUUUCUUUCUGCAUGUCUUUCUUGUUAUGUAUGUUUUGUUUUUGUUUCUUUCUUUCUUUCUUUCUUUUUUUCUUUCUUUCUUCCUGUGUUUAUUUAUUAUGUAUGCUUCCUUUCUUUUUCUUUCAUCCUUUCUUUCUUUUUAUGUAUAUUCUUUCCUUCUUUCUGCAUUUCAUCCAUCCUUUCUUUCCGUAG
Acanthosepion pharaonis is the source of this 888-nucleotide messenger RNA. NCBI's taxonomy places the organism in Eukaryota, Metazoa, Mollusca, Cephalopoda, Sepiida, Sepiidae. The record is from the annotation of a GenBank genome assembly.